This is a messenger RNA of Callithrix jacchus (white-tufted-ear marmoset), 5273 nucleotides long. RefSeq names its product FERM domain containing 4B (gene FRMD4B). Gene Ontology annotation, biological process: establishment of epithelial cell polarity. Gene Ontology annotation, cellular component: adherens junction; cytoskeleton; bicellular tight junction. NCBI's taxonomy places the organism in Eukaryota, Metazoa, Chordata, Mammalia, Primates, Cebidae. The record is from RefSeq and is a predicted model, not a curated record.
ACAAUGACUGGGCCGGAACAGCGCAUCAGCCGAGCCUCAUUGGCAGCGGCCGCCCCAGCCCCGGGAGAGGCGGCGGGCGGGGGCAGCUGGGGAGAGAGGGAGCCGAAAGCCCCGGCUGACAGCAAGAGGAGGCAGGCAGGACGGAAGGAAGCUAGAAAGGCGGCCCGGGGCACAGCUGUAAGUGGAUCAAAGCGAGAACGCACGGCGAGCGGCUGCGGCGGCGGCGGGGGCGACCUGCAGCCCCGGGCCGGGGGAUGCGGCAGGCGCUGGCUGCCCAGCGAGCCGGGGAGUCGGGCUGCGUGGCUCACGUGCCGAGCGGGAGCUUGGACAGAGAGGAAGAGGAAGAAGAGGAAGGCAGCCGCCGCAGGGGAAGGCACAGCGCAGAGCGGACUUGCAGGACUGGCUCAGAGCCGGGUCCCCAGGUCCGGCGCGGUGCGCAGCCGAGACAAUAAAGUAGCGGUCGACAGCCCCGGCGCGCCGCAGGGAGGAGGCGGCGGAGCAGGCUUUAAUGAGAAAUCCAGAAGAAAGAAUGCGUGAGAGAAAAAGAUGACAUCUAUGCAUAGCACGCAAAAUUUGAAGAUUAUUACAAUAAAAACAGAAGAAAGGCAAGAGAAUACUUACUAGUUAAAGAUGACAGAAGGCAGGCACUGCCAGGUGCACCUCCUGGAUGAUAGGAGACUGGAGCUGCUGGUUCAGCCCAAACUUUUAGCAAGAGAGUUGCUGGACCUCGUGGCUUCACAUUUCAACCUGAAAGAAAAGGAGUAUUUUGGAAUAACAUUCAUAGAUGACACAGGUCAGCAGAACUGGCUACAAUUAGAUCACCGAGUUCUUGAUCAUGAUUUGCCCAAGAAACCAGGCGCAACCAUUUUGUACUUUGCUGUGAGGUUUUACAUUGAGAGCAUAUCGUUUUUAAAGGAUAAAACCACUGUGGAGCUGUUUUUCCUGAAUGCAAAGGCCUGCGUGCACAAGGGGCAAAUCGAAGUAGACAGUGAAACCAUCUUCAAGUUAGCAGCGUUUAUUUUACAGGAAGCCAAGGGAGAUUAUACCAGUGAUGAAAAUGCCAGGAAAGAUUUAAAGACAUUACCAGCCUUUCCAACCAAAACUCUUCAGGAGCAUCCAUCCCUUGCUUACUGCGAGGACAGGGUAAUUGAGCAUUAUUUGAAAAUCAAAGGUCUCACUCGGGGUCAAGCUGUGGUUCAGUAUAUGAAAAUAGUAGAAGCUCUACCAACUUAUGGUGUCCAUUAUUAUGCAGUAAAGGAUAAGCAAGGACUUCCUUGGUGGCUUGGAAUCAGCUAUAAGGGAAUUGGCCAGUAUGACGUACAAGACAAGGUGAAGCCUCGGAAGUUAUUCCAAUGGAAACAGCUGGAGAACUUAUAUUUCCGUGAGAAAAAAUUUGCUGUUGAAGUUCAUGAUCCACGAAGGAUUUCAGUGUCAAGAAGAACCUUUGGGCAAAGUGGCCUCUUUGUGCAAACAUGGUAUGCUAACUCUUCUCUCAUCAAGUCCAUUUGGGUAAUGGCAAUUAGUCAGCAUCAGUUUUACUUGGACCGGAAGCAAAGCAAAGCAAAAAUUCCUUCAGCCAGGAGUUUAGAUGAGAUUGCAAUGGAUUUGACUGAGACAGGAACACAGAGAGCCUCCAAGCUGGUGACACUGGAGGCGAAAAGUCAGUUCAUCAUGGCAAGCAAUGGCAGUUUAAUCUCCUCAGGUUCUCAAGACUCAGAAGUUAGUGAGGAGCAAAAGAGAGAGAAAAUCCUUGAACUAAAAAAGAAGGAGAAACUGUUACAAGAAAAACUUCUGAAAAAAGUUGAAGAGCUUAAGAAGAUCUGUCUGCGGGAGGCUGAGCUUACAGGCAAAAUGCCAAAGGAGUAUCCCCUGAACAUAGGCGAGAAGCCUCCUCAGGUCAGAAGACGUGUAGGUACUGCGUUCAAAUUAGAUGACAACUUGCUGCCGAGUGAAGAGGAUCCUACUUUGCAAGAGCUGGAGAGUAAUUUCCUAAUACAACAAAAGCUGGUGGAAGCUGCAAAGAAACUUGCCAGUGAGCCAGACCUUUGUAAAACCGUGAAGAAAAAGCGAAAGCAAGAUUACACAGAUGCAAUGAAAAAGCUUCAGGAGAUUGAAAAUGCAAUAAAUGAAUAUCGAAUUAGGUGUGGCAAGAAACCCAGCCAGAAAGCAACAGUGUUACCAGAAGACAUCAUCCCCUCAGAGAGUAGCUCUUUGUCUGAUACCACCACCUAUGAUGAUCCCAGUGACGCCUUCUCUGUUGUUGGACAGCGAUCAAGUUCAGUACCUCAUUCUCCAAGAAUUCUUCCCCCUAAGUCUCUUGGUAUUGAGCGAAUCCAUUUCAGAAAGUCAUCCAUCAAUGAACAGUUCGUGGAUACCAGGCAGUCCAGAGAAAUGCUGUCGACACACAGCAGCCCUUACAAAACUCUGGAGAGGCGACCCCAGGGAGGACGAAGCAUGCCCACCACACCAGUUCUUACCCGAAACGCCUACAGCAGCAGCCACUUGGAACCUGAAUCUUCGUCUCAGCACUGCCGCCAGCGGAGUGGAAGCCUGGAGUCCCAGUCCCACCUGCUCUCCGAGAUGGACAGUGAUAAGCCAUUUUUCUCCCUCUCCAAAUCCCAAAGAAGCAGCAGCACAGAAAUCCUCGAUGACGGGUCUUCCUAUACAAGCCAAUCAAGCACAGAGUAUUAUUGUGUGACACCAGUUAGCGGCCCCUAUUACACCACCCAGACCCUGGACACUCGCACCAGGGGUCGGAGGAGGUCAAAGAAACAGAACGUUUCUACUUCAAAUUCAGGAAGCAUGCCCAACCUAGCACAAAAGGAUAGUUUGAGGAAUGGUGUCUACUCAAAGAGUCAGGAGCCACCGUCUUCCAGUUACUACAUUGCCGGGUACACACCCUAUGCAGAGUGUGACUUUUAUUACAGUGGUGGUUAUGUCUAUGAGAAUGACACGGAGGGACAGUAUAGUGUCAACCCUUCCUACCGGUCCUCAGCCCACUAUGGAUAUGAACGCCAGAGGGACUACAGCAGAUCCUUUCAUGAAGAUGAGGUUGACCGGGUACCCCAUAACCCAUAUGCAACUCUCCGGCUGCCAAGAAAGGAUGCUGCAAAAUCUGAGCACAUCACCAAAAACAUCCACAAGGCCUUAGUUGCCGAGCACUUGCGUGGCUGGUACCAGCGGGCCUCUGGGCAGAAGGAUCAGGGCCACAGCCCGCAGACUAGCUUUGAUUCAGAUAGGGGAUCACAGAGAUGUCUGGGGUUUGCGGGCCUGCAAGUACCUUGUUCUCCAAGCAGUCGUGCAUCCUCCUACUCUUCAGUGUCUUCUACAAAUGCUUCUGGGAACUGGAGGACCCAGUUAACCAUAGGGCUGUCGGAUUAUGAGACUCCAGCACAUUCUUCUUACACCAGCUGCUAUGGCAAUGUCUAUAAUCCUUUACCCUCUCCAAGCAGGCAAAACGAAGGGCUUCUAUCCCCAAGAAUGGUUGUGUCUCCAGAAGUGAGAUCAGUUGUAAAUUCUCUUUUGCUAAGUGUAGCCAGCUGUAACAGUACACAGAAAUCAGUCAACUGGACGGUACAGAUGGACACCCACUGGAAGACAGCCUGGAGAGUAGCGAGCAGAGACUCUUUUGGCAUGAAGACUCAAAACCUGGAACAUUAGUCUGAACUGCAGUUGGACCGCUUGACCAAGCACUGCAUUCUCACACUAGUGUGCCUUGCAAAUUGUAUUCGUCUUCCCAGAAGAUGUUGGCUUUAGAAACCUAAAGACAUCAAAGGUUGAAGAGAAGACUUAGUUGCCCUGGAAGUGAAUCAGUGAAUCACACACUAAGCCCCACAAAGCCCCUGAAGAGAGACUUGGACUUUCAAACUCUAGGCACUAAUCUAACAGCAGAGUCUGCCCACACAUUGAAGCAGUGCCAAGAGAGGACUCAGCGUGAAGCCUUCAUUAACAGCAAGCACUUUUUAAGGGAAUAGGAGUUGUUAAAGGCAAACCUCAAAACCAUGAAAGGACAUUCAGGAUGUCCUAUGGCAAUAAGGACAGGGGAAAUCUCAGAGCACAAUUCAGCAGGAUAAGAAAAGGGGAACCAGAAGCUCUGGAGUCAUUGCUCACAUCACCAAGUUUGAAUUUGUGAGCUGAUGAAGAAUAGCAUGCUCUUUCUACACAGACAUGGACAAUUUAGACAGUAUUGGAAAAUUACUUGAAGUUGGAUUUUCAUGAAGUUCUGAAUGAGUGUAAAUGUUUUUUAGGAUACUAUAAAGAGCAAUGUUUUUCAUAAGCACCAUAAAGGGUUCUGGAAAAACUUAUUACCAUAGCAUCCUGUAAUAUAACUUAUGGUAGCAGAUUGGGGAAAACGAAGCAGCCCACUGAAUAAUUGACAAACUCUGCUUGGAGAAUUGUCUAAGGUACAAUAUCAUUGAGCUCCUCUUCCCUUUCUUCACUGAUUGCAUGAUGAGCUAUUGUUCUGGAUGGUAAUUCGCCAACGUGGCUGUCAUUUUAAGUGGCAGACUUAAUGUGGAAAGUUUUUAUAAUUAUGAGUUUGAAAAAGUAUUUUAAGAUGAUACAGAAAGCAUCCAAAACAACAGCAAAAAAAAAAAAAAAAAAAAAAAAAGCCAUGUCAUUUUGGAUGAAUUGUGUGCCUUAAAAUGGUGAACAUUAGAAAAUUAAACAAGUCUGGAUUCCGCAAGUGGUUCCAAGUCACCAUGUGACAAAAACAAGGUUAAAAUUAAAAAAACCAACAACGACAAAACAUCUCCAAGCUGCAGUGGAUUUAAUUAUGAGGCUAAAACUACCUCAUACUUUCCUUGGAAGAACUAAUUAGCUAUGGUUUAUUGUAGAGUUUUGUUUGUUUUUUAGACCAAAUGAUUUCCAUAUUCCAGAUCGAUCUUUUUUGUCAUCUUUGCUUCAAAAUUCCAUAAAAGGUGCUCCUUACCCCCUCUUUUAUACACGUUCCUUGUUCAUAUUGUGAAUAGAAAAGUUUCUGAACAACUUUUUUGGAACAUUUUCUAUCAAUAUUCCAAAGCAUGUAAUAUAUAUAUAUAUAUAUAAAUGAUUUGUUGAACUGGUCCUUAGUCAUUUGUAUAAUUAGAAAUGAAGUUUGGCAAAAAAUUUUGGAAAAAAGACAAGCAAAAAAAAUAACUUAUUCUUUUUUUGCAUAUUUGUAUAGCCUUCUAGAAACAGAAAUAACCCUUUUGCAUAUUCUUUUAUUGUUCUGACUUUUCAAGACCUAUUAUUUUUUUACAUAGGUCAAUAAAUGAAAGGUGUGCUACUGAAAA